Messenger RNA from Dothidotthia symphoricarpi CBS 119687, 898 nucleotides. RefSeq lists its product as uncharacterized. The record is from RefSeq and is a predicted model, not a curated record. The coding region runs from base 258 to 770 and encodes 170 amino acids. NCBI's taxonomy places the organism in Eukaryota, Fungi, Ascomycota, Dothideomycetes, Pleosporales, Dothidotthiaceae. The transcript has 4 exons.
UUCGGAAUCUCGAACACCGAUAUUGAGACGAAUUCAUGAUCUGACGUCGAAGUAAAGGUAACUCAUUCACGGACACACCCAUACUGCCCAGUUUUACUUUCACUGCUCAGCCCGCACAUAAGCCUACCGUUUUAUAUAAAUCACCGCUUCCCAGCCUCAUCCCCACCAACAUCUUCACACGCUCGCACAUCUAUAACAUACGCACGAUCUCUCCUAACUCUGCCCCAAACACUAUCAACACCGCUCUAUCUGACAGAAUGCCUCCCAAGAAGAAGGUCGCUGCUACCAGCGAAGGUGCAGAGAACGGCGACAGCAACGACUCAACAUUCCGAUGGACAGCCGAAAACGACCGUACUCUCCUUAUCCUCACGCUCGGUCGCACCCUAGGGCCGGAUGACUACCACAAGCUUGUCGAAGCCUUGCCUGGCUCAAACUACAACGGCGUUCGCAUCCGCGUGUCCAAGUAUCGCGUCGAGCAGCGUAAACGCUUCGAUGAGCUGGGCUGGGAGAUGCCCGAGGGUGUGAAGGCGCCUGCUACGCCGCGCAAGAAGGAGCCGGCGACGCCACGCAAGAAGCGGGAUGCUAGUGAAGUAGCUGGCGGGGACGAUGGGGCGGAGACUCCUAAGAAGAAGCCUAGGGCGAAGAAGACUAAGAAGGUGGAGCCGGAGCAGGAGGCUGACGUUGAACAUGAGGUGUCGGCAAUGGAGGGUGCGGUCAAAGAGGAGGAGGUUAAGGAGGAGAUGGUCAAGGAUGAGGUGGAUGAGAUUUGAGUGUCGAAGAAACUACAUGGGGUUCUUGAGGAUAGUGUGGGCAUCUUGCUUGAUAUGCGCCACAGAAAAUGUGUGGUUUUGUGACAUGAUUGGCAAGUAUCUUGAGAAGACAGACUAUGAAAUUGACA